AUGACUACCUUUAUACUAAUUUUAAAUUUCGGAAUAUGGAAGGCAUCCAAGAAUGAGUCAGAUUAUAUUUGGCCUCAUCCCUUGAAAUCAAAUAAAAUUGAGAAGCUUACAUGUUUUCAGAAUUUAAUUCCCUCCUCUUGGAUGUUUUUCCUUUUAGUAUCGAGGAUUCUUUCAGAGAGUGGAGAUGCUGAUAUCAUUCAGUCAUACAUGGAUGAGAAAAAUUACCAGGGUGCAGUUCAAUAUGCCACUCAAGUUAUAAUUUCUCCAAAUUUCUCACCAAAUGAAAUUAGUAUUUACUAUCUUCGUGGUCAGAGCAACUAUCAGCUUCAUAAUUUCGUUGAAGCCAUUGAAGAUUUCGACCGUGUUCUUAAUAGCACAAAAUCAGACCAAAAAAUGCGUAAGAACGCACACAAAUCACGUGGUUUCUGCAAUAUUAACACUGGCAAAAUCGAACAGGCUAAGAUUGACCAACAAAAAGCCGAAGAUGAAGAACUGACCAAAUUCUACAAUGAAAUCGAUGCUCUUUACACCCAGAUCAAGACAGCCACUACAGAAGGCAAAUACGACGUCGUGUUCCAAGCCUACGACACCCUCGCUGAAAAAUGCAGAUAUUCCUUAGAUAUGAAGAUUGAAGCUGCCAAGUAUGCAUUGAAACUUGGUCUUGAGGACAAGUUCCUUGAGAUUUCCACAAAGGUUGUCGAACUCGAGCCAUCAAACCUCGAAAUUCUCGAACUUCGUGGUAUUUAUUUCUUAUGCAACGCUGACCACGAUUUUGCCAAGCGCCACUUACUCACAUGCGCUAAGAAGGCCAAGGACAAAUCGAAAUGCCAGAAAUUGAACCGCUACAACAACGAAUUUCAGAAUUAUUUCAACAAAUUCGCCGAAGCAGAGAACACCUCCAACGUUGAAGAUGCUUCCAAGUUCUACGAGAAGGUCCAUAAAAUCGCAAACGGAGCUUGCAAGAACACAUCCAAACUUUGGGUCAAAGCUGAGACUUUGAAAGCCAGAACAAUGGCCAUCAAUGGAACAAUUAGAGGCGCCAUAUCAUACCUUAACGAUCUCGACGACGCUUUUCCAAAUAAUACCGAUGUUUUCACUGCAAGAGCUGAUAUCAACUUUAAUCAAGGCGAUAUUGACGAAGCGAACCGCGAUUAUCAAGCAGCAAAGCGUAUCGAUGAUAAAAUACAACACGUUAACGACAGAAUUCUAGAAAUUUUCAAUAUCCAUGAAGCCGAGCGAAAUGUCAACUACUACGAGCUCCUUAACCUCUCACACGACUUUACAAAGACACAAUUAAAGGAUGCCAUGCGCAAAGCAACACGCCUUUACCAUCCAGAUCAAUAUUCAGAUCCAGCCAAGAAGAAAGAAUGCGAAAGGAUGAUGGCGAAGAUCAACAGAGGUGUAGAAAUCCUCGGUGACCCUGUAAAACGCGCUGUCUACGAUUCUGGCGACGAUCCAGAUAAUCCAGGUUUCAAAGCUCAACAAGAGAAGCAGAGAGCUGAAGAAGAAAGACUCAAACGUGAAGCUGAAGAGGCUAAGCUUGCUAGAGAACAAGCAGCUAAAGCAGCUGAAGGAUUAAACGAUGAAAAGAAGGCACAGUUACUUAAUUCAGACAACAUCAACCCACCAAGACAUUUCGUCUUCAGGGGAAUUGAUUUCGGAAACAAUGGAAAUCCAUUCGGUAUCAAUGGAAACCCUUGGAUUGUAGACCUCUAA
Molecule: messenger RNA, 1716 nt
Organism: Trichomonas vaginalis G3
Lineage: Eukaryota; Parabasalia; Trichomonadida; Trichomonadidae
Product: response to very low light intensity stimulus
Exons: 1
Coding region: 1-1716 (571 amino acids)
Biological process (GO): protein folding in endoplasmic reticulum
Cellular component (GO): endoplasmic reticulum
Molecular function (GO): misfolded protein binding; protein-folding chaperone binding
Source: RefSeq, a predicted model, not a curated record